AAAUAUUGGCUAAUGACUUUUGACAGAAACACCUACACUUUAAACUGAUAACAAUCACAAAAAAUAAUUAAGAAUCAUUAAUUAAAUCAGAACCCUUACUUUUACAAUUCACAAAAUACCGAAGCAAUAUUCUAUCAUAACUUUUCAAAUAGUCGUCCAAAAAUCUGUUCAAAUGUUAGCGGUACGAAAUAUAUUCGUCUCAAUUAAAAAUAUAAAUCCUCUACGAAUGACUACGGCAUUUGCAUCAACAUUAUCUUCUCCCAAGGAAGAAAAAAUUAAAGUCGGAAAAUAUGAAAUUAACUAUAUCAAAGUAGGUCAAGGUUCACACAACAUACUCUGUGCUCCUGGAGCUCUAGGGUCAAUUUGGACUGACUUUAAACCUCAAGUAGAUGGGAUAGACAGAGAGAAGUUUAGUCUGGUUGUAUGGGAUCCACCAGGGUUCGGUAAGAGUAUGCCACCAGAACGGAACUUCAGUAUUGACUUUUAUGAAAAGGAUGCUGAUAUAGCUUUUGAGUUUAUGAAGGAAUUGAAUAUUCCCAAAUUCUCGCUUCUGGGCUGGAGUGAUGGGGGCAUAACAAGUAUGAUUCUGGCUGCAAAAUAUCCUGAUGCAGUCAACAAACUAGUUAUUUGGGGUGCCAAUUCAUUUAUAUUACCUAAAGAGCUAGAGGGAUAUAAAAAAAUUAGAGAUGUAAAUUCUUGGUCAAAAAGGAUGAAAGAACCAAUGAUUGAGUUAUAUGGCGAAGAAAGAUUCACAAACUACUGGGCUAAAUGGGUGGAUACAAUGGAGGAGUUAUUUAAAGCGAAAGAUGGCAACAUUUGUUCUGAACUACUUAAAAAUAUUAAAUGCCAAACACUCAUCAUACAUGGUGAAAAAGAUCCACUAGUUGAUGGAGUUCAUGUGUCUCAUCUCCACACGCAUAUUUCAGGAUCGAGAAUACAUUUAUAUCCAGAAGGGAAACAUAACGUGCACAUUCGUUACGCAGAUGACUUUAACAAGCGAGUGCAAGAUUUUUUACUUUUGCAAUAAAUAUACAACUUUUAUACAUGCUAGUCUAUAAGGAUAUUGUUUUUAUACAUGUUUAUUGCGGCUACUAAUAAAGUUUAUUUAUGGUUAA
Zerene cesonia (dogface butterfly) is the source of this 1115-nucleotide messenger RNA. RefSeq names its product valacyclovir hydrolase-like. Bases 173 to 1027 code for a protein of 284 amino acids. The transcript is spliced from 5 exons. The record is from RefSeq and is a predicted model, not a curated record. Lineage: Eukaryota; Metazoa; Arthropoda; Insecta; Lepidoptera; Pieridae.